Molecule: messenger RNA, 2220 nt
Organism: Camponotus floridanus (Florida carpenter ant)
Lineage: Eukaryota; Metazoa; Arthropoda; Insecta; Hymenoptera; Formicidae
Gene: TBC1D23
Product: TBC1 domain family member 23
Exons: 9
Coding region: 298-2049 (583 amino acids)
Biological process (GO): retrograde transport, endosome to Golgi
Cellular component (GO): trans-Golgi network
Source: RefSeq, a predicted model, not a curated record
UAAUAUAUCUCAAGUAAUGUAAAAAUAAAAACAUCGACUAUUCAACGAUAUCUACUAACGAUAAACGUCUAACCGGAAAGAUGGCGACGAUCUGUCAACAUCAGCUACGUUUCAUUAAAUAUUAUGCCAUUGUUAGCCUAUUGCAAUUGAAAAAAGUCACCAAAUAUGAAAGCUUUCGUUUCAAAAUAUAUUAAACGUCUGAAAGUGUUCUUUUUAUCAUAGAUAAUUUUAACGGACAUCGAAUUUUGCGUAUUCUCGCACAUAUCGGGAGUUUUUUCUGUGACAUUUAUUGCUACAAUGGCACUACAAGAGGACGAGAACACCUGGAUAUUAGAAUUGGAAGCAGCGCUUCUUGAUACAGAAGUACCAUCUGCAUCUGAUAUAUAUGCUAUUUGUAAAGGCCAACCAAUCCCUACAAAUUUAAGACCAGAUGUUUGGCAGGCUUGUCUGUAUGUUACUGAUCGACGCGAUCAAUUGAGCCAAUUUAAUGAAGUUUAUGAUUUACCUGAACAAAAUAUAAUUCGUGACGAUUGUCAACAACUAGUCGCCAAACUUGGUAAUGAUGAUGAAGAUAAAGUCUCUGUGGUUUCUGAUCUUGAAUCUAUAUUAACAUUUUAUUGUAAAAGUAAAUGUAAACAAUAUGAAAGAGGAAAUGGAUGGAUAGAAUUAUUGGGUCCUUUGAUAGCUUUAAAAUUACCACGUGCUGCAACUUAUAAUCUCUUUGAGGCAAUAAGAGAUAUCUAUAUCCCAAGAGGCGAAACAUACAGCUCAGUUUUAAGAUUACUGCUGCUCUAUCAUGAACCAGAAUUGUGUUCAUUUUUGGAUACAAAGAGGAUAUCACCUGAUCAAUAUACAAAAAUAUGGAUGAAUACACUAUUUGCUGGUGUUUGUUCAUUGCCAGCAAUCUGCACUAUGUGGGAUUUGUAUUUUAUGCAAGCUGAUCCAUUUUUCAUGCUGUUUCUCUCCCUCAUUAUGAUUAUAAAUGCUAGAGAACAAAUUUUAAGUAUGAAGGACGAAGACAAACAAAAUAUAAUAGAUGCCAUAGCAAUAAUGCCGUGUGCUCUAGAAGCAGAGGACGUGACCGACUUCUGUUCCUUAGCACAAUAUUAUGCAAUGAAAACACCAACAUCUUUUAAACAAGAUUUAUAUCCUAUCAUGUUCGGCGAAAAUUCUGACGAGAAAUCAAUAUCUCAUGCAUUGUGCCUACCAGUAUCAGCGCAAGAAUUAGUAGAAAAUGCUAUUGAAGCUCCAUCCAUACCUAAUACUGUCGAGACUGUUAGAUUUUUUCUCGUAGAUUGUAGACCAGCAGAACAGUAUAAUGCAGGCCAUUUACCAACAGCAUUUCAUCUUGAUUGUAACUUGAUGCUUCAAGAACCUGCCGCGUUUGCCACAGCAGUGCAAGGUUUACUGCAAGCUCAACGCCAAGCACUAGCUGUUGGCUCACAAGCUGGUGGAGAACAUCUUUGUUUUUUAGGAAGCGGUAGACAAGAGGAAGAUCGUUAUACACAUAUGGUAGUAGCAUCCUUUUUACAAAAGCAUACACAAUAUGUUAGCAUGAUUACUUCUGGAUAUCAAGCCAUUCAUGAAUAUUUUGGUGAUGAAGUAGUAUCAAGUCUUGUCGAUCAUAAUUCACAGCAUUGUCUAGUAUGUAAUACUAACAUGUUGGAAGAAAAUUCAAACGAAGCGAGCCCAGUGAAAGUUAAAAAUAAUAAUUCCGAUCUUUUGGGAAAAAUCGGAUUAGCUAUGAAAUUAAAGAGCCAAGAAGUAAAAGGAAAGUUGUUUGAUUAUAUUGUUAAUCCUACAGCGAACGUCAAUAGCAAUACAGAAAAGAAUGAUGGCAAAGAUUUAGAUUACAUUAAACGUCAAAGAAAAACUGCGCCUGUGUUUAGUAUAGAUGAUGAUCAAGAAAUAGAUAGUACUAUGACUAAUAAUGAAAGUGAAGAGCCUAUUGAAGUAGUAUCUGUACAGCAAUGGAUGAAAAAUCCUAAUUUAUUACAUUCCUUUAAAUGCCAAGAAGUGAAAGUCAAUGGUGAUCUCUGUGAUAGGUGAAUUCAACUAUUGAUUACCGAUAGUCAUCUUAUAGUACUGCGAGAAAUCCCGGAACGAAAAGGUGCCGCACAUGUAAUUGUUAAGCGUCCUUUAACGAGUAUUGUUAAAAUAACGUCGAGAAAGCGACAUGCUGAUCUAAUAACUUUCAAAUAUGGUACAACGCAAUAUAAU